AAGCAACCGGUAGUGCUGUGCCCACUCAGCUCUCGGCGGCGGCGGUUGCGGGCGUUGAACCGGAGAUCCGUUUACCCGUCUUCUUCGACCCGGAUCCGAUACUACGUCAUGGGCGGUCGACCGAGAACCCAGAAGAACAACGCCGAUGCCAUCGAUCGUAGCUUGUGGCUCGCCUCCAAUCCCAGUAAGCGCUGGGCUGAGGCCUUCUUCCUUCUCUACACUCCGUUUUGGCUCACUCUCUGCCUCGGCAUUGUCGUCCCCUUCAAGCUCUACGAGAGCUUCACUGAACUGGAGUAUUUACUUCUGGGAUUAGUUUCAGCGGUCCCUUCGUUCUUGAUACCCUUUGUACUCGUGGGAAAGGCAGAUAAAGGCAGACCCUUGAAGGAUCGUUACUGGUUAAAGGCACAUCUUUGGAUCAUAAUUUUCAGCUAUGUAGGGAAUUACUUUUGGACCCACUAUUUCUUUACAGUACUGGGGGCAUCAUAUACUUUCCCUUCAGUGGAGAAUGAACAAUGUAAGGACUAGAAAUAAUGUUGUUGA
Molecule: messenger RNA, 540 nt
Organism: Dioscorea cayenensis subsp. rotundata (Guinea yam)
Lineage: Eukaryota; Viridiplantae; Streptophyta; Magnoliopsida; Dioscoreales; Dioscoreaceae
Product: cycloeucalenol cycloisomerase-like
Exons: 5
Coding region: 109-525 (138 amino acids)
Molecular function (GO): cycloeucalenol cycloisomerase activity
Source: RefSeq, a predicted model, not a curated record